AUGAGAUUACGCUUCAUCGCCCUGACAGGGCUCCUUUUCGGACCAUUAUCCACCACUGCAGACCAGAGCAUCAAGGUUGAUGACGUCGCAAAAUUCGACUUUGCCUCUAUUCCCAACCUGGUUUGUCUCUCAGUCCUUCUCAUCUUCAGCUUGACGCUACUACGAAGGACCAUGUCACCACGAAACGGUCAACUAACCCUUCGACAUUCACAGCCUGGCUCCCUGGAUAAUACUGUUGUUUCUCUGGAUCAAAUCUCUGGUGCACCAAACACACCUCGCCAUGCCGACGCCUACAAGAAGUUGAACAAGGCUAUGGCGAGAGGAUGGGGGAACUGGAAUGCCCACCAUCCGAGGCACCGACUCUUGGAUGCCUUAUAUGGAUAUAACAGAUACUAUGAGCGACAGAAACUUGAGCUCGAUCGACUACAAGGGCUUUAUAAACACGUUUCGAGAGCUCAAAAGUCUUUACUAGAACACUCAGUUGAAUACUCCAAGAAGUUCACCCGAAUUGAUAAUCUUCUCAAGAAGAAUCAAGAACUUUGUAAUGAUAUCGUACAGCAUGCAAUGAACUUCUACAACAUUGGACAAGAUGAACUAGACAAGCACAUGAAUGGUCUUGAAGCAUCGGGAAGAUUUGCCGACAAAAUUUCAGUCUCUCAAUCUUUGAAACACUAUGUUCGUGACUGGACCGAGACAGGCGAAUCUGAGAGGAAAGAGACAUUUUCAUGUCUGACCAAUACGCUAGAGAGCUUGUUCCCCGAAAGAGAAGGGGAUAAGCCUGUGAAAGUCCUUAUUCCUGGUGCCGGUCUAGGAAGAUUGGGACAUGAUAUUGCAAGACUUGGGGGUUUCGAUGUGACCAUCAACGAAUGGUCCAUGUAUAUGAAUGUAGCAUAUCGCUUCCUCGAAGCUAACCGUUCUCAAAACUCACACUCCUUUCACCCUUUCGUCGAUAGUUGGUCUCACCACGCCACCCAGUCCAACAUGGUUCGCCCUCUAUCUUUUCCCGACGUAUCCCUCAAUUCUACAUCCGUAGUCUUAAUCGAAGGCGAUUUCACAGCUGUUUUCUCCACACCAGGUGAAUACGAUGUUGUAGUCACGUACUUCUUCAUCGACACAGCACGCAACCUAAUGAGUUACCUUGACACGAUCAAAAAGGUUCUGAAACCAGGUGGUCACUGGAUCAACCUGGGGCCGUUGCUUUAUGGAACCGGGCCGUUUGUGCAGUUGAGUUUGGAGGAGGUUUUGGUGGUUAGUGAAGCUUUGGGUUUCGAGUUUCUUGAAACAGAUGAGAGUUGUGGAAAGAAGACGUUUGAGGAAAGAACAAUAAGGUCAAUGGAGGCGGCGUAUGGGUUUGAUGACAGGGCUUUGACAAAGAGCGCAUAUAAUGCGCAGUUUUGGGUGGCGAGGAGGUCUAUGAAGCCUUAG
Fusarium venenatum is the source of this 1425-nucleotide messenger RNA. Its product is annotated as N2227-like protein-domain-containing protein. The record is from RefSeq and is a predicted model, not a curated record. Lineage: Eukaryota; Fungi; Ascomycota; Sordariomycetes; Hypocreales; Nectriaceae. Gene Ontology annotation, molecular function: S-adenosylmethionine-dependent methyltransferase activity.